AGUAACGCGUCUUUCUUCUCAGUCUUUCCUCUAUCAUCUCAGAUCUCCAUUUUCACUAGAAUUAAAACGUAGAUUUCUAAAAAAUAAAAAUCGAGUGUUCUAUUCCAGCCUAAAAUGAUCGGAUGUACUUGAUUUUAAGCUUCUAAUCAUUCACAUAACCAUCUCUACAUCUAAAAGAAAUGCGUGAGAUGGAUACCAAAAAUUGAUAAAGCAGUAGCAGAGACCAUGAAAGAAGAGAAGAAGAACGAAGGAGGAGGAAAGAAAGAUGAAGGAAUUGUUAUUGUUGCUUAGAAAGUCCAGAAACCUGUUAGACACUUUGAAGUAAUGAAUCGUCAAUUUUUGAAAGAAUAGAAACGUUAAGAAGAGGAACGGGAACAAGAAGAUUAGGAAGAUGAACGGGAACAACAAACAAGAACCAUUGCCAACGUUCCCCGAAGAUAUCAUCGUUGAAAUCCUUUCGAGGUUACCGCUGAGGUUUCUCUUACAGUCCAGGUGUGUAUGCAAACCUUGGAGUAUCUUACCUAAUAAUAACCCAAAACUUAUCCAGGUGAAGAAAAGUAGCUUUAGUCUAAUGCUUAUAGACGGUGAAAGAAGACUGCUCUCUUUGGAUAAUAAUUCAUUGUCAUCAUCGUUAUUUGAUGGUAUCGACGGCCGUGUUAAGAAGAUUCGUUGUCCACUCAUUUCCUUGGACUGUGAUCUUAAAAAUGUAAAUUUUGUGGGUUCUUGUAAUGGCUUGUUUUUCCUAUAUCGCGAAGAGAUCGAUCACUUUUUUUCGUGGAACCCAUGUUUAUGGAACCCAUCUACCCAUGAGUUCAAAUAUCUACCAAGACCUGGAUUUCCAGUGAAUGAGACUCGCUGCAUUCUACACAGAGGACAUGGGUUUGGUUAUGAUGCAAAGAGUGAUGAUUACAAGUGUGUACGUAUUUUCCAUUAUUCAGCCGAGAGCCAUUCUCAUAUUCACAUGUAUUCAUUCAGAUCGAAUACAUGGGAAUUAAGAUAUAUGCCAUAUGCAUUGACCACUGAAGACGAAUGCUUUCGAGCACCAAAUGGGGUCUUUUGUAAUGGAGCUCUUCAUUGGUUCACACAUGGCGUCAAAGUCUUAAUAGCUAUUAAUAUGACAGGUGAGGGAAUCAGAGAAAUUCCACAACCAGAAGGUGUCGAAAAUUUUGGAAACCGUAGACAUAUUGACGUUUUGGACGGGUAUCUUUGCAUUCUUAAUAGUAGUUUUUUUACUGCUUACGAAGUAUGGCUAAUGAAGGAUUAUGGAAUGAGAGAAUCGUGGACCAAAGUAUACAACAUACCGAGACUGACAUUAGAACUUGAAGCCCAAACAUAUGUGUACAUGAAGAAGAUCGAGUGUUUAAAAACUGGUGAGGUUCUACUUGAGGUUCAAUACGGCUAUACAAAGACAGCGGCCUUGGUAUUAUAUGACCCAAAGAAUGAGACGGCUAAGUAUUUGAAGCUGUAUAAAAAUUUUGGGGAUUAUUCAAUCUUACGAUCAGUAUCCUAUAGGUAUGUGAAGAGCUUAGUCAGACUUAACUCUGAUUCUCAUGUCAAGGAUAACAAGCUAAAAGAUGAUCAACUGAGAGCAUUGUCCAUAAGGGAUUGAAGAAACACCUACAAAAGGAAAAAGGGUUGAUGCAUUAGGUAAGCAAGAACUAGAAGGGACACAUUACUCGGGCAGAAGCUAUGGUCAUGCUGCAAGCUGCCAGGUGGGUGAAAGAUAUGGAGCUGUCGUAUACUUUAUGUUUGAAGGAAAUAAUCAAUCAGUCAGACAAUGUAAUGGGAAGAUCAAUAUCUUCACAAUGAGUGUCACUCUUUACUAAAGAGUUUAGUGUGUUUUAAUGUUUGCUUCAAAAAAUCGAGUCUGUAAUGGUAUCACUGAUGUUUUAUCCCAGUUUGCUAGAGUUCAAGUUAGUAGUCCUAAAUUGUGUAAAGCCCCUCAGGUCUUUAUUUCUGAAUGUGUUAGAGAAAGAGUCGGACAUUGCUUAAUUUGGUGCUACGACAACAUCUUCGCUUUAAUGAAUUUUCCAGCUCUCUCUUUUUCUCUGGC
This is a messenger RNA of Papaver somniferum (opium poppy), 2053 nucleotides long. Its product is annotated as F-box protein CPR1-like. NCBI's taxonomy places the organism in Eukaryota, Viridiplantae, Streptophyta, Magnoliopsida, Ranunculales, Papaveraceae. Bases 392 to 1609 code for a protein of 405 amino acids. The record is from RefSeq and is a predicted model, not a curated record. The transcript has 3 exons. Gene Ontology annotation, molecular function: protein binding.